AUGGCGACGGACGACGGCGAUGACGACGACGACAGCAUGUUACCACCCGGGUUUCGCUUUCACCCGACGGACGAGGAGCUUCUGUGUUACUACCUUCGGCGACGCGUGGACAACCGUCGCAUAAGCUUCAAUGUGAUGGGCGACAUCGACUUGUACAAAUUCGAACCUUGGGAUCUCCCCUCGCGCGCUUCGAGUCCUCUAAUGGGGAACGACGAGUGGUUCUUUUUUACGCCGCGCGACCGGAAAUACCCGUCCGGACUCCGGUCGAAUCGCGCCACGCCAGCGGGUUAUUGGAAGGCGACUGGGAAAGACCGGCCCGUGUUCGCCGUGAAUCGCGGAGGAGGAGGAGGGGGCUCCAGCAGUGGCGGUGGAGGUGGAGGUUCGUGCGCGACGACGGUUAUUGGCUUUAAAAAGACGCUCGUGUUUUACCGCGGGCGUGCUCCAGCCGGCGAGAAGACGGACUGGGUGAUGCAGGAGUACCGCCUACCCGACAGCUCCGACGACAUCGCCAGCCUAAUGCUUCCGGCCGGCAGUUCCGCCGGCACCGCUGACGUCACGAUCGCCGCGCCGCCGUCCCCGUCCGCGUCGGGCUGGCUGAGCGCAAGCGGCCCGUCGGGAAUGACGUUGUCGCAGUGGGUGGUCGUGCGCGUGUACACGCGCGGAGCGCUUCCGCAGCAGGCGCAGCCUGGGCAGCGCGGCGGAGGCAGCGGGGGGCGCCUAACAGCGCCAGGGGGAUUGGGUCACGCGCUCCAAGCGCAUGCGGAAAAAGCGGCGGGAAGAGCGGAAAAGGUGGGAAAAGCGGAACCGGAGGAAGAGCCAGAGCAGCAGCGGAUGAUUUUGGAUUCUGGCGGAAGCGGAAGUUUCCCGUUAAGCGCUGGGCUGAGAGCGGAGACGGGGGGAAUGGGCUCCGUUCCGCAGUCUCCGCUCGCGUCCCCGCGUUUAUCUCUUCCACAGGUUCACUUUCCCAACAGUCCGCGCCAACCUUCCGCGAGCACGACCACGACCUCUGCUGUUGCCGCAGGAGCUUCCGCUUCUACAUCCGCUGCUGUUUCCGCCGUUGCUUCCGCCGUUGCUUCCGCCACUUCUGGUGCAGGCGGAAGCGGAAUUGCUCCAGUCGGAUCCCUUGGGCCUGCGCCUGGUUCAGCUCUCAACAGCCUUCGGAAACUUUUUUCUGCCCGGUCGUCUCAAUCCGCGCCCCUGCCCGUGCUUCAGAGCGCAGCUGUGCAAGUUUUGAAAAAAGGGCCUCGCAGGGUUGACAGGGCAGUUACUGUAGCUAUUGGAGAUUCAUCCAACCAAAGCGCUGCAGGUUCGAAAGCCAUUUCUAGUCUCACGAGUCAAAUCGGAGGAGGUUCGGGAGCUGCAGAUUCGGAAGCUUUGGCGAACCCGCUGAAUUCGAGACUGUUGAGCCUGACGCGGUUCAACUCGCCAGCAAUCCCAAGGGGCAAUUCUUGCCCGUCUGACGUGACUACAGGCCGGGGUUCGAAUCCUGACGGGCGCGUUUCAACACUGGCAAGAGCGCAAAGCUUGGCGCAAUCCGCUGUGAUGGAGGACGCAGGCGAAGGGGAAGAGGAGAGCCAAGGGCAGCUUCUUGCCGACUACGUGUCAGGGCAGUCAGACCCGACAGCCAAUCACGGCACGACAAGCGUGCUUCCCGCGUGCCAGGAGCAGCAGAUGCAGCAGAGUGAGGAGUCACAAGGGACAGAGCGGUGUGAGGGGGCUCAAGAGACGCAGGGAACGCUGCUGCUGCAUGAGCAAGAAAGUGCGGACGCUCAGGCUGGUGCUGGGGAAUCAUACCCGCACCAGCAGAACCAGAUUCAUCAGCAACAACAACAGCAUAAUCAGCAGCAGCAGCAGCAGCAGCAGCAGCAGCAGCAGCAGCAGCAGCAGCAGCAGCAGCAGCAGCAGCAGCAGCAGCAGCAGCAGCAGCAGCAGCAGCAGCAGCAGCAGCAGCAGCAGCAGCAGCAGCAGCAGCAGCAGCAGCAGCAGCAGCAGCAGCAGCAGCAGCAGCAGCAGCAGCAGCAGCAGCAGCAGCAGCAGCAGCAGCAGCAGCAGCAGCAGCAGCAGCAGCAGCAGCAGCAGCAGCAGCAGCAGCAGCAGCAGCAGCAGCAGCAGCAGCAGCAGCAGCAGCAGCAGCAGCAGCAGCAGCAGCAGCAGCAGCAGCAGCAGCAGCAGCAGCAGCAGCAGCAGCAGCAGCAGCAGCAGCAGCAGCAGCAGCAGCAGCAGCAGCAGCAGCAGCAGCAGCAGCAGCAGCAGCAGCAGCAGCAGCAGCAGCAGCAGCAGCAGCAGCAGCAGCAGCAGCAGCAGCAGCAGCAGCAGCAGCAGCAGCAGCAGCAGCAGCAGCAGCAGCAGCAGCAGCAGCAGCAGCAGCAGCAGCAGCAGCAGCAGCAGCAGCAGCAGCAGCAGCAGCAGCAGCAGCAGCAGCAGCAGCAGCAGCAGCAGCAGCAGCAGCAGCAGCAGCAGCAGCAGCAGCAGCAGCAGCAGCAGCAGCAGCAGCAGCAGCAGCAGCAGCAGCAGCAGCAGCAGCAGCAGCAGCAGCAGCAGCAGCAGCAGCAGCAGCAGCAGCAGCAGCAGCAGCAGCAGCAGCAGCAGCAGCAGCAGCAGCAGCAGCAGCAGCAGCAGCAGCAGCAGCAGCAGCAGCAGCAGCAGCAGCAGCAGCAGCAGCAGCAGCAGCAGCAGCAGCAGCAGCAGCAGCAGCAGCAGCAGCAGCAGCAGCAGCAGCAGCAGCAGCAGCAGCAGCAGCAGCAGCAGCAGCAGCAGCAGCAGCAGCAGCAGCAGCAGCAGCAGCAGCAGCAGCAGCAGCAGCAGCAGCAGCAGCAGCAGCAGCAGCAGCAGCAGCAGCAGCAGCAGCAGCAGCAGCAGCAGCAGCAGCAGCAGCAGCAGCAGCAGCAGCAGCAGCAGCAGCAGCAGCAGCAGCAGCAGCAGCAGCAGCAGCAGCAGCAGCAGCAGCAGCAGCAGCAGCAGCAGCAGCAGCAGCAGCAGCAGCAGCAGCAGCAGCAGCAGCAGCAGCAGCAGCAGCAGCAGCAGCAGCAGCAGCAGCAGCAGCAGCAGCAGCAGCAGCAGCAGCAGCAGCAGCAGCAGCAGCAGCAGCAGCAGCAGCAGCAGCAGCAGCAGCAGCAGCAGCAGCAGCAGCAGCAGCAGCAGCAGCAGCAGCAGCAGCAGCAGCAGCAGCAGCAGCAGCAGCAGCAGCAGCAGCAGCAGCAGCAGCAGCAGCAGCAGCAGCAGCAGCAGCAGCAGCAGCAGCAGCAGCAGCAGCAGCAGCAGCAGCAGCAGCAGCAGCAGCAGCAGCAGCAGCAGCAGCAGCAGCAGCAGCAGCAGCAGCAGCAGCAGCAGCAGCAGCAGCAGCAGCAGCAGCAGCAGCAGCAGCAGCAGCAGCAGCAGCAGCAGCAGCAGCAGCAGCAGCAGCAGCAGCAGCAGCAGCAGCAGCAGCAGCAGCAGCAGCAGCAGCAGCAGCAGCAGCAGCAGCAGCAGCAGCAGCAGCAGCAGCAGCAGCAGCAGCAGCAGCAGCAGCAGCAGCAGCAGCAGCAGCAGCAGCAGCAGCAGCAGCAGCAGCAGCAGCAGCAGCAGCAGCAGCAGCAGCAGCAGCAGCAGCAGCAGCAGCAGCAGCAGCAGCAGCAGCAGCAGCAGCAGCAGCAGCAGCAGCAGCAGCAGCAGCAGCAGCAGCAGCAGCAGCAGCAGCAGCAGCAGCAGCAGCAGCAGCAGCAGCAGCAGCAGCAGCAGCAGCAGCAGCAGCAGCAGCAGCAGCAGCAGCAGCAGCAGCAGCAGCAGCAGCAGCAGCAGCAGCAGCAGCAGCAGCAGCAGCAGCAGCAGCAGCAGCAGCAGCAGCAGCAGCAGCAGCAGCAGCAGCAGCAGCAGCAGCAGCAGCAGCAGCAGCAGCAGCAGCAGCAGCAGCAGCAGCAGCAGCAGCAGCAGCAGCAGCAGCAGCAGCAGCAGCAGCAGCAGCAGCAGCAGCAGCAGCAGCAGCAGCAGCAGCAGCAGCAGCAGCAGCAGCAGCAGCAGCAGCAGCAGCAGCAGCAGCAGCAGCAGCAGCAGCAGCAGCAGCAGCAGCAGCAGCAGCAGCAGCAGCAGCAGCAGCAGCAGCAGCAGCAGCAGCAGCAGCAGCAGCAGCAGCAGCAGCAGCAGCAGCAGCAGCAGCAGCAGCAGCAGCAGCAGCAGCAGCAGCAGCAGCAGCAGCAGCAGCAGCAGCAGCAGCAGCAGCAGCAGCAGCAGCAGCAGCAGCAGCAGGAGGCGAGACCCACGGCACGUCGCCUGCAACGGUCCAAUGCGGCUGUCAUCGAGCCGCUGGAGGAGCUAAUAGCCACUCAGGACUCGCCAAGGCAACAUCAAAAUCACCCACAGCAGCAGCAGUCUCACAAAUCCUCUGGGCCGGCUACCCCACCAGCAGCAACCACUCCCCUGCCUGACCCUUUCCCGGUUGCUCCAGCCCCGUCGUCCGCACUGACCACUCCUGGCAUGCCUCGGGAUCUCCUGGGCCUUGAAACUCUGAUGACGCCUAUGGACCUCACUGCUACUGGCUGCGGUUUUGCAGCGUUUGGCAGUGGCAGCGGGCACUUGUCUUUUUUCGACAGCCCGUUCAGGUUCGGCACUCCUGCUCCUACAGGAGCCGAUUGUGGGACGGCGAACCCCUGGACGGCUGCCGUUGUGGCUGCUGCUGCUGCUGGUGCUGGUGGUGCUGCUGCUGGUGCUGCUGCUGCUGGUACCGUUGCUGGUACUGGUGCUAGAACUGAUGCCAGUGCUGGUGCAGCCACUGGUAUUUCUGGCCCUGCUUCGCAGGCUGAUUCAAGGGGUCGGUUCCGAGAGAGCGAGUGCGCUGCGCAGCCCAGUGGCAGUGGCAGUGAGAGUGGCAGUGGGCUGAGCUCCCCGUGCACGGCCACCACUCACACUCUCCGCACCGCCUCUGCUAGCGAGAGUGAAUUCGCAGGGGAAGUGGCCGGCCCCCCUCCUUCUGCUGCAGCAGCUCAUGCAUUAGCUGCUGCGGAGGCAGUCCGUGCAGAUGCAGCAGCAGUCAGUUUUGCUGCUGGUGAUGGUGCUGCCAGGGUAGACCCUGCAGCACCGCAGCUCCCUCAGCAGCACGGCCUGCUGCAGCAACAGCAUCUAACCGACCGUUUUUCCAUGCUCUCCUCCCCUCCUCUGCCGCCCGAGAUGAUGAUCGAGCUUACUGAGCUGCUGCUGCGCUCGGCAGUUGCCCAGCCUAAGGACUCAGGCUCGGGGCCAGCAGGUUCGGAAGCAGACUCGGCGCAGGCAUCUGUUGGUGUGUCCGGCGCUGCUGGUGGCAAUGGUGGCAUUGAAGGGAAGGAUGGGGUAUUGAAUGAUAUUGGCAUAGGACAGACACAGAGCAGUAGGCAGUUCCAACAACCAUUGUGGGCAAACCAGGCACACCAGCAGCAGCAGCAGCAAGGGCAGAAGUAUGGAGGACAGGGAGAGAGACGAGUUCGGUCUCCUAAGCGGAGCAGAGGGGAGGGGGAGUUCGAGGGACUGAUGACGCUGGAAGCAGGUGCAGCUGCAGAUGGGGUUUCAAUGGAGGCAAGCCAUUUGUCAAUGGAGGGUGUGGUGGUUCGGCCCUUAUCCAAGCGAAGAAGCUUGGUUGCGGAGGAGAUUGAGGAUGGUUCAGGUGGUUUGACUGAAAUGGAGGAGAAUGGUGUGGGAGAGGAGGGAGCUAUGGGGGAGAAUUCGCAGCCUGAUAUACUCAACAUGCUUAAGCAGAUCUUGGGGUGA
Messenger RNA from Closterium sp. Yama58-4, 5712 nucleotides. The record is from the annotation of a GenBank genome assembly. NCBI's taxonomy places the organism in Eukaryota, Viridiplantae, Streptophyta, Zygnematophyceae, Desmidiales, Closteriaceae.